Molecule: messenger RNA, 213 nt
Organism: Lindgomyces ingoldianus
Lineage: Eukaryota; Fungi; Ascomycota; Dothideomycetes; Pleosporales; Lindgomycetaceae
Exons: 2
Coding region: 1-213 (70 amino acids)
Source: RefSeq, a predicted model, not a curated record
AUGUCUCAUCUUCAGCACCUUCAAAUACAAAGGCUUCGGCGAGCGAGUUCGGAGAUCAUACACUACAGCCAAGCCGUCCGAAUCGGCGAUCGCAUCGAGAUUUACGGGCAAGGCGGUUGGGAUCGCACCACAGAGAGUAUUCCGAGUGACAUUGACAAACAAAUCGACCUAGCAUUUGCAAAUGUGGAGCAUACGUCGCAGAACGCAGGCUGA